AGUUGCUACUAUUUUGCUAUUUUUUUAUAUACAUUAUUGGUAGGUCAAGUGUCGUUAUAUGAAUGAGCGUUUCCUUCACUACAAAAGGACUUAGGCAUAGAGUGUGCUACUGUGCUUGCCCCAAUCAUCCCCUAGCUAUCUCUCUACUCUACUUACUGUGUUCUGAUUCCUCUAUAUUUGCUCUCUGCUCCCUACAUUCUUCUCCACUCCACAACACAACACAUUCCAACAACUACAAUUUUUUACUAAUUUCCCAAUGACACUAACAAACCCUUCUGAAACAUCCACCACCGCCACAACCACCACCACUACCACCACCUCCUCCUCCACAUCUUCCCCACAAUCACCCUCACAUUCCCUCCACAAAACAGAGACCCCUCAAAAACAGAGCACCACCCAAAAACAGAGCACCCGCAAGAGACCCAGAGACUGCAGCGAGCACCGUGUCUAUCACGGCGUCAGAAAGCGCAACUGGGGCAAAUGGGUAUCGGAAAUCCGUGAGCCACGGAAGAAAUCACGCAUCUGGCUCGGCUCCUUCGACACCCCUGAAAAGGCCGCUAGAGCCCACGACGUCGCGGCUCUCACCAUCAAGGGCCCCUCCGCCAUCCUCAACUUCCCCCACAUCGCCGACAUGCUCCCCAAACCCGCCACGUCAUCCCCGCACGACAUCCAAGUCGCAGCUUCAGCUGCAGCCGCCAUGGUUGACUUCGACACUACGACUUCUCCUCCAUCGUCUCUGUCUUCUUCAGAGUCCUCAGAGGAGCUGAGUGAGAUUGUUGAGCUUCCGAAGAUUGAAGACUGGGUGGAUAAUUCCAGAGAUGAGUUCAUUUUGGUUGAUUUGGUAGAAAGUUGGGUGUAUCCUCCAUCAAUGGGGUUAGAGGGAAUCGAGUUCUGCGCUGCUUUUUCUGAGGAAUAUUUUGCAGAACAGAGUUUUAUUGGAGGAGUAGAUUACUCUGAGUCUGAGAUUGAGAUACCCAUUUGGGAUUGAUUCCAAUUUGACUUUUGGCACUUACAUUACAAACACAUCCUCUUCAAUUCCCAAUAUGAGAGGUUAAUUAACAUUAGCAUAGUGGUAUCAUCAAUGGUGUUUGGCUAUUUUUGCUGUCACUGGUCCUGGGGUCAGAUCCUUGGGCAUUUAGUGUAAUAUAUAUUGUAUACUAUAUUGUAUUCUAUAUAUACAUUCCUAACUACUUUGGCAA
Messenger RNA from Lotus japonicus, 1199 nucleotides. RefSeq names its product ethylene-responsive transcription factor ERF036-like. Gene Ontology annotation, biological process: regulation of DNA-templated transcription. The record is from RefSeq and is a predicted model, not a curated record. The coding region runs from base 257 to 988 and encodes 243 amino acids. NCBI's taxonomy places the organism in Eukaryota, Viridiplantae, Streptophyta, Magnoliopsida, Fabales, Fabaceae. The transcript has a single exon. Gene Ontology annotation, molecular function: DNA-binding transcription factor activity; DNA binding.